CACCGCGCAGCAGCAUGGAACAAUUUUCCGCAUGUUUGGUUAGCUUUCAUACUCAACUCCCCCACUCGACGCUUCGAGGGGAAGCAGCAGCACACAAAUUCAAGAAAUUCCCAAACAAUGAUAAUCUUCUUCUCCUCAAUCUUCCACACCAAACUAAUCCGACCCUUCUCUUCUUCUUCAUCUCCUUGCCGAACCAACCUCCCGGAACCCCCACCUCUUCAGACUCUGCUCAAAAGCGGCUUCUCUCCCACUCUCAAAUCCAUCGUCCAAUUCCUUCUCUUCCUCUCUCGAACCCGCCGGUUCGACACCCUCGUCCACUUCUUCUCCCAAAUGGAGUCCAACCAAAUCAAAGGCAGCGCCCAAACGCACGUAAUUCUCACCUGGGCUCUCCUAAAUUUGCAGAAAUAUGAAGAAGCAGAGCAUUUUAUGAGGACCCGGAUGGUCGAAGCUUCGAGUUUGCGGCGGAAUCGGAUGUGGGACUCUCUGAUUCAAGGCCUAUGUGUCAACCGGAAAGACCCCGAGAAGGCUUUGUUGGUGUUGCGGGAUUGCUUGGGGAGCUACGGUAUUUUUCCUUCUUCUUUCACUUUUUGCUCGUUAAUUCGUUCGUUUAGCAAUCAGGGGGAUAUGAGCAAGGCAAUUGAGGUGCUGGAAUUGAUGACUGAUGAGAAAGUUAAGUACCCUUUUGAUAAUUUUGUUUCUAGUUCAGUAAUUUCCGGGUUUUGUAAGAUUGGGAAGCCGGAAAUCGCAGUCAAGUUUUUCAAGAAUGCUGUGGCUUCGGGAGCUUUAGAGCCUAAUGUUGUGACUUAUACAGCACUUGCAGGUGCUCUUUGUAAAUUGGGUAGAGUUAAUGAGGUUUGUGAUUUGGUUUGUAGGGUUGAGAAGAGAGGUUGGGCAUUUGAUGUUGUUUUCUUCAGUAUUUGGAUUUGUGGUUAUAUUUCGGAAGGGGUUCUAAUGGAGGUAUUUCGGAAGAAUAGAAAGAUGGUGAACAAAGGCAUAAGACCUGAUACAAUUAGCCAUAGUAUUAUGAUAGAUGGGUUUUCCAAGCUAGGAGAUGUGGAAAAAGCGCUCGGUAUUGUAAUAAAGAUGAGGAAAGAUGGGCUUGAACCCAAUUUGAUCACGUAUACUGCCAUCCUGUUGGGGUUUUGCAAGAAAGGGAAAAUGGAGGAGGCAUUUGCUAUUUUCAAGAUGGUUGAAGAUUUGGGAAUUGUAGUUGAUGAAUUCAUGUAUGCAACUUUAAUUCACGGGUCCUGCAUGAGAGGAGAUCUCGAUGAUGUUUUUGAUUUGCUACAUAAAAUGGAGGAGAGGGGGAUUAAUCCAAGCAUUGUCACAUACAAUACUGUAAUUAAUGGAUUAUGCAAAUUUGGGAGGACAUGCGAGGCUGAUGAGAUCUCAAAGGGUAUACUUGGAGAUACAAUUACAUAUAGUACGCUGCUACAUGGAUAUAUUGAGGAAGAAAAUACCACGGGGAUUCUUGAAACGAAGAGAAGAUUGGAGGAAGCCGGAGUCUACAUGGAUGUUGUUAUGUGUAACAUACUUAUCAAAGCACUGUUCAUGGUGGGGGCAUUUGACGAUGCUUAUAUACUAUACAAGGGAAUGCCAGAUAAGGGUUUGGUUGCAGAUUCCAGUACAUAUUGUACAAUGAUUGACGGGUACUGUAAAGCUGGUAGAAUGGAUGGGGCACUUGAGAUAUUUGAUGAGUUCAGAAGGACACUAGGUUCCUCCGUUGCAUGUUAUAAUUGUAUUAUCAGUUCGCUCUGUAAGCAGGGAAUGGUAGAUAUGGCCGCAGAGGUAUUUAUUGAACUCAGUGGGAAAGGUUUAGGUUUGGAUGUAGGUAUCUAUAAUAUUCUGUUGAAGGCAAUUUUUGAAGACAAAAGUGCAGUUGGAGUUAUAAAUUUGGUUCGACGGAUUGAUAGUUUGAAGACAGAAGUGUAUGAUAUUGUUUGCAAUGAUGCUAUCAGCUUCUUGUGCAGGAGAGGUUUUCCUGAGUCUGCAUGUGAAGUGUAUUUGGUGAUGAGGAGGAAAGGGUCAGUUGCCACAAGCAAAACUUACUGUUCAAUUUUAGAAGGUCUUAUCAGUGAUGGGAAAGAGUGGCUAACUCAAUCCUUCUUGACCAUCUUUGUGAAAGAAUAUGGCCUAGAAGAACCCACGGUAAGCAAGAUUCUAGCUUACUACAUAAGUCUGAAGAAUGUUGAUGAUGCUUUCUGGUUUCUACACAAAAUGAAGGAUAAGCCUGCAGCCGUCACUUUGCCUGUUAGUCUUUAUAAGACACUUAUAAAGACUGGUAGAGUUUUGGAUGCAUAUAAACUUGUCAUGGUGGCCGGAGAUGGUCUACCUAUCCUGGAUGCAUUUGAUUAUUCACUUAUGGUUGAUAGUCUUUGUAAACGAGGACAUAUCAGUGAGGCAUUAGAUUUGUGUAGUAUUGCUAAAAAUAAAGGAGUGGCCCUUGAUAUCAUCACUUAUAAUUCAGUUAUAAAUGCAUUAUGCCGCCAAGGCCACCUUGUUGAAGCAUUUCGGCUAUUUGAUUCAUUAGAGAGAAUUAAUUUGGUACCCACGGAAAUCACAUAUGCUACAUUGAUUGAUGCCUUACGUAGACAGGGUUUUCUUUUGGAUGCCAAGGAGUUAUUUGAGAGGAUGGUUCUCAAGGGCUUUAAGCCAAAUACACAUGUUUACAACUUGAUUAUUGAUGGUUAUUGCAAAAUUGGAGAUAUGGAUGAUGCCUUGAAGCUUCUUUAUGAAUUGGAUUUAAAAUCCCUCAGGCCUGAUGAAUUCACUGUUAGUAUUAUAAUCAAUGGCUUUUGUCUAAAGGGUGAUAUGGAAGGAGCUCUUGAAUUCUUUGUUGAGCUCAAGGAAAAAGGUACAUUACCUGAUUUUUUGGGUUUCUUAUAUUUACUAAGAGGUCUAUGCGCUAAGGGAAGGAUGGAAGAAGCCAGAACCAUCUUGAGAGAAAUGCUCAACUCCCAGUCUGUUUUGGAGCUAAUAAAUAGAGUUGAUGUUGAGGUUGAAACAGAUUCAUUAGAAGGUUUUCUUGCAUCUUUAUGUGAGCAAGGCCGUAUCGAAGAAUCACUUACUGUCCUUAAUGAAAUUGGGUGCAUGUUUUUCCCUGUUAGAGGUUCACCUAAUAAUCACCAACAAUUUCUUAAAUUAGACAAGCCUUAUGACAGGGAGCCUUCUGGUAUAGUUGUUUCAAAUUCUGUAACCUCCACCGGUGCAGAUUUGGAUAUUCAGCUUUGUGAAAUGAAGAAAGUAGAGAAGGUGGCGGAAAAUUAUGACGGUGGAGGGAGAUGGUCUCAGUUUAAAGAUUUUGACGAUUGCUAUAAGCAAGUUGCCACACUCUGUUCAUGUGGGGAGAUACAAAAGGCUAGUCAAUUAGCAAAGGAGAUGGUUUCUAAUUUUAGAAGGGCCAGUUAGUAUAAUAGAAAAAUCCGGCUAAAGUGAUGUUGGAACCUUCUUCCCCUUCAUUGAGGGAACAGGUGCCAUGCAUGCAGUUGCAGGUAUAUUUUUUCAUUCUUUGAAGGUUUGCCUACUCUUUCAAGUUAAAUAAUUGUUGAUUACAUGUGUUAUGUAUGUGGGCUCUGUUUAUUUAUUUCAUUGUGUUAUGCUAUUUAAUUUUUUAGUUUUGGAAAGGCAUAUAUGUAUUGUUUCUGAGCAAUCUUUCUUUGAAUAUGUCCAAUUGAUAAUACGAAUGAUCUUAUACAUUCACUUUUUCACGAUGGUAUCCAAAGACUUUUGGACUUCCGUUGGUUUUUUUAUCAGUCUCGCAGAUAAGCAAACAUAUUGAUUAAAAGUUAUAAAUUCAGACUAUGCUUUAAUAUAUUGGUUUUGAUACUGUUUUGAUUUGCUGUUAAUAUUUCUUCUUUUUGGGCUUAUGUAAUCUCUGUGUGUGUGUGUGCGCGCAUAUAUGUGAAUGCGUAUUUAUAUGUACACACAUUCUUACAUAUAUGGAUGUAUAUAUACAUAACAUAGAUAGUAUAUAAAGAAUACUUCAUUGGAUGAUUAUGCCCUAAAGUACAACUUUUAGCUUGUAACAGAAUACUGUCAAGCUAAACGGUUUCAGUUGGUGGAACUUGAAGCAUGAAAAUUGAAAGCGAUAGUAAUACAUAAUGGAUGGUUUUGCGCCAGUUAAACUUUGUGUGGCAUCAUUAAGAUGAAAAGAAACCUGCUGCACAAUAUGGCAUUCAACCCGAUGCUGCCCUUGCUGUUGAAUGAUACAUUGGAAAAACUUGACGGAUGUUUUUUUUUUCAGCCAAGGGACUUGGUGCAACCGGGUGACACUAGUUGGAUUUAAUCUCAACAAAUGAUGUCUGUUGAAAACAACCUGAGGUGUUUGCAGAAUCAUGCCAAUUGUCGCUCAAGUUCCCGGGAUGCGGAUGUUGAUCAGUAGAUCUGCCAAUUCGUUGCUGUAAAUGCAGAAGUGAGG
This is a messenger RNA of Malus domestica (apple), 4417 nucleotides long. NCBI's taxonomy places the organism in Eukaryota, Viridiplantae, Streptophyta, Magnoliopsida, Rosales, Rosaceae. The record is from RefSeq and is a predicted model, not a curated record.